This is a messenger RNA of Apaloderma vittatum (bar-tailed trogon), 468 nucleotides long. Its product is annotated as follicle-stimulating hormone receptor-like. The transcript has 7 exons. Gene Ontology annotation, biological process: follicle-stimulating hormone signaling pathway; male gonad development. The record is from RefSeq and is a predicted model, not a curated record. Gene Ontology annotation, cellular component: membrane. Gene Ontology annotation, molecular function: follicle-stimulating hormone receptor activity; protein binding. Bases 1 to 468 code for a protein of 155 amino acids. Lineage: Eukaryota; Metazoa; Chordata; Aves; Trogoniformes; Trogonidae.
AUGGAGACAGAGGUAUCCAGAGAGAUCUCCCAGAACGAUGCCUUGGAGGUCAUAGAAGCAAAUGUGUUUUCCAACCUUCCAAAACUACAUGAAAUAAGAAUUGAGAAGGCAAACAACCUUGUGUACAUUGAUCAAGAUGCCUUCCAACACCUUCCAAGCCUCAGAUAUUUGUUAAUAUCAAACACUGGUCUUCGGUUUUUACCUGCUGUCCAUAAGGUGCACUCUUUUUUUAAAGUUUUACUAGAUAUCCAAGACAAUAUCAAUAUACGUACAAUUGAAAGAAAUUCGUUCACGGGCCUGAGUUCUGAAAGUGUGAUUCUAUGGCUGAAUAAAAAUGGGAUUCGGGAAAUUGAGAAUCAUGCAUUUAAUGGAACAUACCUGGAUGAACUAAAUCUAAGUGAUAAUCACAACUUAGAAAAAUUGCCAAAUGAGGUCUUCCAAGGAGCCAAUGGGCCGGUUGUUUUGUAA